Messenger RNA from Triticum dicoccoides, 537 nucleotides. Its product is annotated as SKP1-like protein 1. Lineage: Eukaryota; Viridiplantae; Streptophyta; Magnoliopsida; Poales; Poaceae. The coding region runs from base 19 to 537 and encodes 172 amino acids. The transcript has a single exon. The record is from RefSeq and is a predicted model, not a curated record. Gene Ontology annotation, biological process: ubiquitin-dependent protein catabolic process.
CUCCCAAUCCUCCCAUCGAUGGCGGCCGAGGAACGCGAGAAGAAGAUGAUCCUGCUCAAGAGCUCGGAUGGCGAGGGUUUUCAGGUCGAGGAGGCGGUCGCCAUGGAGUCGCAGACCAUCCGCCACAUGAUCGAGGACGACUGCGCCGACAACGGGAUCCCGCUUCCCAACGUCGACUCCAAGAUCCUCGCCAAGGUCAUCGAGUACUGCAAGAAGCACGUCCAGGCCAGCCCCAAUCCGGCUGACAACUCUGGCGCCGCCAACGCAAGCUCCUCCACCUCUACUGUCCCCGCUGAGGACCUCAAGAUCUUCGACGCUGAGUUCGUCAAGGUCGACCAGGCCACCCUCUUCAACCUCAUCCUGGCUGCAAACUACCUCAAUAUCAAGGGAUUGCUCGACCUUACUUGCCAGACUGUUGCAGACAUGAUCAAGGGUAAGACCCCGGAGGAGAUCUGCAAGACUUUUAACAUCAAGAAUGACUUCACACCCGAGGAGGAGGCCGAGAUCCGCAGAGAGAACCAAUGGGCUUUUGAGUAG